GUGAUGCAAACCGAGGACGUUGAUGUUAAAAGGCCGACGGGUGCGUACGGAAUCGACUCGUUGGUGGCAGUCGAGCUGAGAAACUGGUUCUCGCGCGACGCAAGGGUCGAGGUGCCCGUCUUUGAGAUCCUGCAAGCAUCGUCGCUGGCGGGAGUGGCCAAGGCUGUCGCCAGAAAGUCGCCGCUCUUGAAAAUUUCUUGA
This is a messenger RNA of Thermothelomyces thermophilus ATCC 42464, 201 nucleotides long. RefSeq lists its product as uncharacterized. NCBI's taxonomy places the organism in Eukaryota, Fungi, Ascomycota, Sordariomycetes, Sordariales, Chaetomiaceae. The transcript has a single exon. The annotation marks the transcript as partial. The record is from RefSeq and is a predicted model, not a curated record. Gene Ontology annotation, molecular function: phosphopantetheine binding.